Messenger RNA from Encephalitozoon cuniculi GB-M1, 477 nucleotides. RefSeq lists its product as uncharacterized. The transcript has a single exon. The coding region runs from base 1 to 477 and encodes 158 amino acids. Lineage: Eukaryota; Fungi; Microsporidia; Unikaryonidae. The record is from RefSeq and is marked provisional.
AUGCCACACACAGGAAGCCAACACACACUCCAAGCAACGCCCAAGACAGCUCAGCACACAGGGGCGCAGAAGGCCCCAGAACAGGCAAUAGCGCUCAAGAAGGAGCAGCAGCUCAAGAAUCAAGAAGGAGCAACAUCACACAGGAAGGCUCACACAGAAGGAUGCCACACACAGAAGACCCGGAUGUCCGCAGACAAGGCAGGGCUCAGGCACAGACAGGGCUCAGGAGAGGUUCGAGCACGCACAGCGAGCACUCGUGUCGAGGGAGAAUGCUCUAGUGAUGGCGUCGUGAUGAUGUUCUGCAUGCCGGCGAGGGGAGAAGAAGAAAAGGCCUCUGGCGAGGCAAGAGGGGAGGACGUCGGCUCGUCGAGAGAGUCGCGGCAGGGCACAGCACAUAAGAGCACAUGCAUGCACACAGAAGCGGCAUCGCUACAAAAGGCGGGGGAGAUCGGAAAAGUAGAAGACGCAAAGACUUAA